AUGCUGCUGUGUGCUGUCUUGGCCUAUGGCAUAAAGGAGCGAAAUAGUGCUGACUGCUUUGUGGCCAACAUCGGUGAGUUGGAACCUGCCAUCAGCAGCAAAAGAAGAGCAAUGCUUAAAUACAAAAGUGAUCCAAGCCAGCGGAACCUACAGGUAUUGAGAGCGGCUCGGAAGCGGGCCCAACAAAUAGCUCGCCGCUGCGCAAACAACUACUGGCUGCAGCUGUCGGACAGCAUUCAGCGGGCCUCAGACUCAGGCAAUGUUAGAGGCAUGUACGAGGGGAUCAAGCGAGCAACUGGGAGACCGGUGAUGAGGACGGCUCUGUUGAGGUCCAGGUUGGGCGAGCUUAUCUCCAGCAGGACCAAACAGUUGAAUAGAUGGGUUGAACACUAUCUCGACCUUUACUCCAACGUUAACAACGUCUCGCAGGAAGAGCUGGACGCCAUUGAGAACUUGCCUUCCCUCGAUGCUUUGGAUGCUGAACCAUCUGUCGAAGAGCUAAACAAAGCCAUCAACAUCCUCCCCUGUGGGAAGGCAGCUGGAGAAGAUGGAAUACCCCCAGAGGUCAUCAAAAGUGGCAAGCCGGCCUUACUUGGCCCCCUACACGAGCUCUUAUGUCUUUGCUGGAGGGAGGGCCAGGUACCGCAAGACAUGCGCAACGCAAAGAUUAUCACUUUGUACAAAAACAAAGGCGAUCGUAGCGACUGCAACAACUACAGAGGGAUAUCGCUACUCAGCAUUGUGGGCAAGGUCUUCGCCCGUGUGGUGCUCGGUCACCUACAAGCCCUCGCUGAUCGCGUUUACCCGGAAUCCCAGUGCGGUUUCAGAGCCCAGAGAGGCACAUCAGACAUGAUUUUCUCAUUACGCCAGCUGCAGGAGAAGUGCCGUGAGCAGCGGGGCCUUUGUACAUUGCGUUCAUCGACCUGA
Molecule: messenger RNA, 927 nt
Organism: Hyalella azteca
Lineage: Eukaryota; Metazoa; Arthropoda; Malacostraca; Amphipoda; Hyalellidae
Exons: 1
Coding region: 1-927 (308 amino acids)
Source: RefSeq, a predicted model, not a curated record